Mycena indigotica is the source of this 900-nucleotide messenger RNA. RefSeq lists its product as uncharacterized. Lineage: Eukaryota; Fungi; Basidiomycota; Agaricomycetes; Agaricales; Mycenaceae. The transcript is spliced from 2 exons. The record is from RefSeq and is a predicted model, not a curated record. Bases 1 to 900 code for a protein of 299 amino acids.
AUGUCUCUCGCCUCCUUCCCUGAAGAACUAGUCGAGCAUAUCCUGGCUGACGCUGUCAUUGCCAGUCCAGCUCCUUCACUUCGGGCAAGUUGGCACACACCUCUUGACCUUCGUACGCGAGUCGCACCAUUACUCGUAUCAUCCAGUUUCCACCGAAUCGCCGUUCCUCUUUUCUACCACACCGUUGUUAUUCACACUCCCGGCCAAUCCAAAGCUCUGCUUCAAGCAUUGCAUAAACAACCAUCACUUGCUCGGAGUGUUCGCAGACUCGUUCUACUCGCCCCAGCCGAGACAGACAUCGAGAUUCUCCAGUUGCUAGCUCAUGUCCAUUAUCUCGACAUCACAUUACCUCUCGAAGACCGCGAAUUUGGGCUAGCAGGAGCCCUACAUGGUCUUCACAACCUCGAAGAGCUUGUGAUUCGCAAAGGAGCUGCGACUUACCUUUCGCAGCGCGGCCCUCGUGCUGUGCUCGAUGCUCUAGCUGGCGUUAUUACUUCUUGUCCAAAGCUUGACUCAGUCACCAUUGCAUUCCCUCUUUCCGCCGACCAUUCACUCUCCCCAUUGGUUGAUGCGCUGACAUCCGCCUCUUCAUUGACAACUCUCCGCACUCCUGUCCCAUCGUUCUGGUCCCCAACAUUGCUCAACAUAUCUUCCAAUCCUGCCCUCCAAGCACUAUGUCUAGGAGACGAUCUGUCAGGCAAGAGCGCCGAACAUCGUCGGCCCGUCAUGGCCUCCUCGCUUUUCCUCUCCGCUGCUCGCCAGCACGGACGACUAAGCGACCUCAUUCGGGCUGGCACUUCUGUUGUUGGAUGGCGCAGUCGUGCAUGGACCAUGGGUAGUGUCGAUCUGGGCAACCCUCCAGCAGUCAACGCAGAAGCUCGGUUCGACUCCUCGUGUUGA